CCCCGGACUACUAAUGUACAGAAUCAGAGACCUAUAUACUAGGUCUCUGACAGAAUUAAUUAUGUACAUAAAACAAUCAUGAAAUGGAAUGCGAACAUGAGCGGCAAUCGUAGACAACGCUGGUUUAUCAACUGAGUGUAGCACGUGGUUUGUAGACUGGAGGAAACAUGCAAGAAACAACGUGUGAGCGGAUGUCUUUGGUCACGUGUUCAUUAAGAGCUAUGAGUAUUUACCACCUCAACAGAAGCACAAAGGUGCUCUUGCUGCUGCUGCUGUUACUGACUUGGUGUCUGUACUACGUUUUCAACAAUCGGGUGUGUCCACGCCAAAAUUUCUUCCGUCGAAUACAUUACAUAAAAAGACCAGAAUUCCUCAGUGCAGAUGUGUUCAAGAAUUGUGAGUACGCAUGUAUCUUGACAGAAGGAUGGGACUAUUCCUCGGCGGAUAUUGUUAUCUGGCAAGGAACGGAAACCCCUUUAUACCCUCCAAGAAAAUACAUCAACCAGACGUGGGUCUUCCAUUCAAUGGAGCCACCCCCACUUCACGCGUACACAACGAAACUAUGGGAUGGACUUAUCAACUGGACAAUUUCCUACAGACGUGAUUCCGAUUUCUAUAGUCCGUACGGAAUUUUCCGAACUGUUCCUAAUAACACUAUUCCAUCUGCGGAUGACGCCCUUUCGAACUGGUCAGAAAGGUCAGCUCUUUUAUGGUUUGUCUCGAAUUGUUACGUUUCAAGUAGUCGUUCUGAAUAUGUUGCAGAAAUUGAAAAGUAUUUAAACAUAGACGUAUAUGGAAGAUGUGGCAAAAACACUUGCAAUGGCAAUUGGACUGUAUGUUCAAAAUAUUUACAAAAUAAGUAUAGAUAUUAUCUUUCCUUUGAAAGUACACUUUGUCGAGACUAUAUAACAGAGAAAAGUAUAAAGGUCUACGCUAACUUAUUUAAUGCGAUUCCGAUAACAAGAAGUGGGGCGAACGCGUCUCUGUAUCUCCCGCCGGGUUCAUAUCUAUCUACCGCAAAUUUUUCAAGCCCGGAAGCAUUGGCUAGAUAUCUGACUCGAAUGAAGUCACCCAACUCUUUUUUUCAGUGGAGACAGUCCUAUGUGGCGCAGGAUACUAUCGAUUCUGAGCAAACUUUUUGUGAGUUGUGUCGGCGAAGUCACACUGUCAACAAAUACAAACGUAUAUACCGAAGUGUAAACACGUGGCUUAGAGGAAAUGACGGCGGUGUCCCUAACAUGUGUUCGAAAAUCAGUGAUUUAUAAUAAGAUAUUUUGAAGGAAUAUUGUAUAUAAUAUAUCGAUUCUUGACUUAACGCUCUUCAUAUCUUAAUUGUUUCAUUGCAGUAUGCAGUACAAACAAUCAAUUAGUAUCUGAAUUAUCCGAAUACAGUAUGUACAAUACGGAAAUCAUCAAGACAGGAUGGAAAUAUGUGCUGCCAUUUGCAAAAAAAAAAGAAAGGUGAUAUUUAAGUCUGGUUCAUUCCCACUCAGCCAA
This is a messenger RNA of Pecten maximus, 1497 nucleotides long. Its product is annotated as glycoprotein 3-alpha-L-fucosyltransferase A-like. The coding region runs from base 168 to 1265 and encodes 365 amino acids. NCBI's taxonomy places the organism in Eukaryota, Metazoa, Mollusca, Bivalvia, Pectinida, Pectinidae. The transcript has 3 exons. Gene Ontology annotation, cellular component: membrane. Gene Ontology annotation, molecular function: alpha-(1->3)-fucosyltransferase activity. The record is from RefSeq and is a predicted model, not a curated record.